Saimiri boliviensis boliviensis (Bolivian squirrel monkey) is the source of this 2884-nucleotide messenger RNA. It is a transcript of the gene LNPK, whose product is annotated as lunapark, ER junction formation factor. Gene Ontology annotation, biological process: endoplasmic reticulum tubular network organization. Gene Ontology annotation, cellular component: endoplasmic reticulum tubular network. The record is from RefSeq and is a predicted model, not a curated record. Lineage: Eukaryota; Metazoa; Chordata; Mammalia; Primates; Cebidae.
AGCGGCGCGCGUCGGCCGCGGCGCCAAUUGGCGAGCGGCGGGAGCGCGGGGUUUGAUGGGAAGGAGUUGGCCGGGCCGGUCUCUCUGUCAGUGGCUGCUGCUGCCUGCUCCGGAGGCAGGCUGCGCGGUGGCGGCCGAGACUGGCGGGGGUGGACGCCUAGGCCGGGCUGCGCCCGCUCCUCGCAGCUGUGAAUUCCUUUGGACAAUUGAUGAUAUUUAUCAUUGUGCCCAGUUUCUACAAAUAAAAGAUGGGUGGAUUAUUUUCUCGAUGGAGGGCAAAGCCUUCAACUGUAGAAGUUCUAGAAAGUAUAGAUAAGGAAAUUCAAGCAUUGGAAGAAUUCAGGGAAAAAAAUCAGAGAUUACAAAAAUUAUGGGUUGGAAGAUUAAUUCUGUAUUCCUCAGUUCUCUAUCUGUUUACAUGCUUAAUUGUAUAUUUAUGGUAUCUUCCUGAUGAAUUUACAGCAAGACUUGCCAUGACACUCCCAUUUUUUGCUUUUCCAUUGAUCAUCUGGAGCAUAAGAACAGUACUUAUUUUCUUCUUUUCCAAGAGAACAGAAAGAAAUAAUGAAGCACUGGAUGAUUUAAAGUCCCAGAGGAAAAAAAUACUUGAAGAAGUCAUGGAAAAAGAAACUUACAAGACGGCUAAAUUAAUUCUUGAAAGGUUUGAUCCAGACUCAAAGAAAGCAAAGGAGUGUGAGCCGCCAUCUGCUGGAGCAGCUGUAACUGCAAGAACUGGACAAGAGAUUCGUCAGCGAACUGCAGCUCAAAGAAACCUUUCUCCAACACCAGCAAGUCCUAACCAGGGCCCUCCUCCACAAGUUCCAGUAUCUCCCGGACCAUCAAAGGACAGUUCUGCCCCUGGUGGACCCCCAGAAAGGACUGUUACUCCAGCAGUACCAUCAAAUGUGUUACUAAGACAUCUUGGAUCCCCUGCUACUUCAGUGCCUGGAAUGGGUCUUCAUCCUCCAGGUCCACCUUUAGCAAGACCUAUUCUCCCCCGAGAACGAGGUGCUUUGGAUAGAAUUGUUGAAUAUUUGGUUGGUGAUGGUCCACAGAACAGGUAUGCACUUAUAUGUCAGCAGUGUUUUUCUCAUAAUGGCAUGGCUUUGAAGGAAGAAUUUGAAUAUAUUGCUUUUCGAUGUGCCUACUGUUUUUUCUUGAACCCUGCAAGAAAAACCAGACCUCAGGCUCCAAGACUUCCGGAGUUUAGUUUUGAGAAGAGGCAGGUAGUGGAAGCUUCAAGUUCAGUUGGCCCCUUGCCAUCGGGAAGUGUGCUUUCAUCAGACAACCAGUUUAACGAAGAAUCUUUAGAACAAGAUGUUCUUGGUAAUAGUACAGAGCAGACAGAUGACAAAAUACCAGCUACAGAACAGACAAACCAAGUGAUUGAGAAAGCAUCUGACUCAGAGGAACCAGAGGAGAAAGAAGAGACUGAGAAUGAGGAAGCCUCAGUGAUUGAAGAGAAAGAAGAGACUGAGAAUGAGGAAGCCCCCUCCACAGUUCCCAGAGUUGAUUCUAUUCCUGAUCCUGAACUAAGCGGAGAUUCUUUGACGGCAGAGUAGUAAAUGCUUCCACGUGCCUUCAACUGGAUAUUUAUAGUCUUGUUGAUGUCAGUUACUGCUUUUUCGGUGGUACUUUCUUUUCUUGCCCCUCAAAGGGUAUGCUUGUGUAUCAUUUGAAUUCAGAUUGCCUAGCUAUUUGAACAUCGCAAAGUUAUAUAUACUGGGUAUUAAAAUUAAAAGCAAGUGAUAUCAGUGAAGUAAGGUCCUUUUGAAUCUACAAAGAUCCACACUAUUGAGACAGCUUUUAGAUAUUUUUUGCCCAUUGUAAAAGUAAACAAACAUGAUUGCGUUUUGUUUUCUGUAUGUAUAGCCUGUAAAUAUCCAUCUUGGCAUAGGAAGAACUUUGGUUAAGAGUAAGUUCUCUAAUUGUGUUUGUUUUAAGGAAUGAAACUCAGUUAAGAUUUUGACUACUUCAUUAUUAAAAAUUGAUAGACUUUUAGCUCCUGAGAUAUUUACAACUGGGGGAGAUGUCUACUUAGGUGUUUACAUUGAGUGGUAUGAAAGUUGUAGUUAUUACUACAUUGUCACUGGUACGAAUUGUCAAUAAGAAUGCAAUGGAACAGUUAAGUAAAACUGUAACUACAUAGGCACUGGUACGAAUUCUCAAUGAGAAUGCAAUGAAACAGUCAAGUGCAGUGUUUCUUUUUGAUGUGUUUUAACUAGGCCAGAGGCACAUGAUGUAUGUAAUUAGUUAAUAUUUACACAUUAGCAUAUAGGAAAUAUUUCUGCACUUGACUGUACUUGAAUUCUGAGCAUUAUUUAUACAUGUAAGAUGAUGAUAUAUAUCAGUGAAUUUUGUGCUGUUGUUUGUAUUUUAUUAAGGAAAAUAAAAAUAAUCUGGCAUCAGUUUCAUUUUGUUAAAUAUCUAGUCUUCUUCAAACAGUAUCUUGGUGGAUGACUUGCCUACCUGAAAAAUCUCAGGAGGAAGAGCUCACAAUACAAUACAUCUGUAGAUUCUGCUUAGAGCAAAUUAUGAUACUUUUAUUCAGACUUGUUUCCUUUCUAGUUAAGAGAAAUCAUGACAUUUAGAGGUUCUAAUCAGAAAUUAGGUUUUUCUGAUUCAGGAACAUCUUAUGCCAGCCACUUGUAAUUUUUAACUUUGAGAAACAAGUUUUGUGAGAAUAGGUAGUGAGUUGCUGGUAGUUAAUUGAAUUUAAUAUUUGUAUUAAGGAUUAACUGGAAAAAAACUUGACUCAAUGGUAAUUAUUGGACCUUAAAUACAGUGUGAUUAUCUGUUACAGCCUCCUUUUAUCUCUCUUUUCCAAUAAAAAAAGUAAAAAUCAAGUUGUUAUGCUGAAGGGAAAAAUAUACCUGUAUAAGAA